CACGUGACCCAAAGGGUCACAUGGCUAGUGGGAAAACAUGGCUGCGCCCGCGCUAGCACCGGCUGGAGGACGAGCCCCCGGGCUCGGUCUCGUUCUCUCUUUGCCUCUGCUCUUGCUGCUGGGCCGGGCGGCAGGGGGCGAAGAAGUCGGGGCCGAGGCGGGCGCGGCGUCCCUCGCGGGCUCGUGCGGUUGUGGCACUCCCCAGCGGCCCGGGGCCCAUGGCAGCUCGGCGGCCGCGCACCGAUACUCGCGGGAGGCGAACGCCCCGGGCUCUGUAGCCGGAGAGCGACCGUUCCCGCCCACCAAGAUGGUCCCCAUCCCUGCCGGAGUAUUUACAAUGGGCACAGAUGAUCCUCAGAUAAAGCAGGAUGGGGAAGCACCUGCGAGGAGAGUUGCUAUUGAUGCCUUUUACAUGGAUGCCUAUGAAGUCAGUAAUGCUGAAUUUGAGAAGUUUGUGAACUCAACUGGCUAUUUGACAGAGGCUGAGAAGUUUGGUGACUCCUUUGUCUUUGAAGGCAUGUUGAGUGAGCAGGCGAAGUCUGAUAUCCAACAGGCAGUGGCAGCUGCUCCCUGGUGGUUACCUGUUAAAGGCGCUAACUGGAGACACCCAGAAGGGCCCGACUCUACUGUCCUGCACAGGCCAGAUCACCCGGUUCUUCAUGUCUCCUGGAACGACGCCGUUGCCUACUGCACAUGGGCUGGGAAGCGGUUGCCCACGGAAGCCGAGUGGGAGUACAGCUGUCGAGGAGGCCUGCAAAAUAGACUCUUCCCCUGGGGCAACAGACUGCAGCCGAAGGGCCAACAUUAUGCCAACAUUUGGCAGGGCGAGUUUCCUGUGACCAACACCGGCGAGGACGGCUUUCGAGGGACUGCGCCUGUUGAUGCCUUUCCUCCCAAUGGUUACGGCUUAUACAAUAUAGUAGGGAAUGCCUGGGAGUGGACUUCAGACUGGUGGACCAUUCACCAUUCUGUUGAAGAAACGAUUAUUAACCCAAAAGGGCCCCCUUCUGGGAAAGACCGGGUGAAGAAAGGUGGAUCCUACAUGUGCCAUAAG
Molecule: messenger RNA, 1054 nt
Organism: Lipotes vexillifer (Yangtze River dolphin)
Lineage: Eukaryota; Metazoa; Chordata; Mammalia; Artiodactyla; Lipotidae
Gene: SUMF1
Product: sulfatase modifying factor 1
Exons: 8
Biological process (GO): protein oxidation
Cellular component (GO): endoplasmic reticulum
Molecular function (GO): formylglycine-generating oxidase activity
Source: RefSeq, a predicted model, not a curated record